UAUUAUUUAUCUUUAUUUUUUAUUUUAGAAUUUUAACACCUAUUUUAAAAUAAAAAAUAAAAUAUUAAAAUCUCUCUAAUAAAACUCCAUAAAGCAAUAAUAACGCUAAAUUGAGUAAUGUAUCCACAAUUAUAUUUUAAGUAAUAGAGAUAUCCUAACUGAUCGCUGGAGUCAACAAAAGCGCCAAACCAUGAAAGUGUCAGCAAGACUGUGCUUAAGCUCCUCUUCAAUGGCGGCAAUCCCUCCUCCAUUACCUCCAAACUCAAAACUCCCUGUACCGAAUUACAAUGGUGUCAACUCUCUUUCUAGAAGACACAUUCCUCUUCUACUCUCUAUCACAAUUCCUUCUCUCCUCCACUCACCUCUUCCUGCACUGGCAUUCGAUGUUGGCAUUUCAGGACCUAAAGAUUGGCUCAGGGAGCAGAAAAAGAAAUCCAUUAAGUAUCUUUUAGCUCCGAUUGACGCUUCUCAACAAAUCCUUCGCUAUGCUUAUCAACGCCUCCAGAAGGAGGAUUCUAGUUUUCAGCUGAAGGAUUUGGAGGAAAUUCAAGCGAUGCUGAAUUCUGCUGCCAGGGAUUGUGUUCCUGAGGAUAGGAAUUCGUUUGUUGCAUUUCAGGCUAAAACUGGUGUCGAGGUUUGCACAUUCAAACUAAUUGUGACCAAUGCAUCUUCAUUACUUAAAGAUGAUGACUCUGCCAAAUUGGAAGCUGAGGCCAGGCUAAGCGAUCUUAUAAGAUCAUUCACGUUUCUUAAUGGUGUGGCCAAGGAAGCAGACAUUCAACGUGGCUCUGAUAGACAAAAGGUUGCAAAUGCUCUGAUGGAUACAAUGUCAUCCCUCAGCAAAUUUGAAGAAGGUAUCAAGGGAUGCAUUGAAGUUUGACUUCCGUUUGGAUAACCACAUGUGUUUCAUCAUGAACAUUGUAUAAUUUCUGUAAGUUAAUGUCUGAGAACAGUGCUUGUUUGUCCUAGAUUGACCUUAUAUCUCAAAGCUUAAAGCUUUUCAUAUUUUGUCUAAUCUAUUUUGUAACCUUUGGCAUCGAUACAACAUGUUCUUGCUCUUGCUGAAGUGCUAACCAUUUGGUCCCUUUUUUCUAAAUUUUAACAAAGAGCUUGAUUUGAUUUACAUUUUA
This is a messenger RNA of Amaranthus tricolor (Joseph's coat), 1130 nucleotides long. RefSeq lists its product as uncharacterized. The transcript is spliced from 6 exons. Bases 191 to 880 code for a protein of 229 amino acids. NCBI's taxonomy places the organism in Eukaryota, Viridiplantae, Streptophyta, Magnoliopsida, Caryophyllales, Amaranthaceae. The record is from RefSeq and is a predicted model, not a curated record. Gene Ontology annotation, cellular component: chloroplast.